Messenger RNA from Pseudomyrmex gracilis, 1902 nucleotides. RefSeq names its product set1/Ash2 histone methyltransferase complex subunit ASH2 (gene ash2). The transcript has 11 exons. Gene Ontology annotation, molecular function: transcription cis-regulatory region binding; protein binding. Gene Ontology annotation, cellular component: Set1C/COMPASS complex. The coding region runs from base 95 to 1816 and encodes 573 amino acids. NCBI's taxonomy places the organism in Eukaryota, Metazoa, Arthropoda, Insecta, Hymenoptera, Formicidae. The record is from RefSeq and is a predicted model, not a curated record.
GCGACGGAUACGCUGUUAAUCCUUUGUAGUCAUUUGUAGUCUUUAGUUCUAAAUACACGCUUUACAAAGAUUGUUGUAAAAUAAGUAGUAAAUAAUGGCAGAAGAAAAAAGCGAAAGUUCAACAGAUAAACCAGAGCAAACCGAAGUUGCGGAGGAUAAGACAAAAAUAAAACUCGAUGAUAAGAAUAAACAAAAGUCUAAGGACGAAUCGGCGGAAAAAUCCAAUGGACAGAACACAAACAAUGAAAGUGGAAAUUGUUACUGUGGAAAAGAAAGGAAUCUGAAUAUUGUGGAGUUACUUUGUGCCAGUUGUUCACGAUGGUUUCACGAGUCUUGUAUCGGAUAUCAAUUGGGCAAACUUGUACCUUUUAUGAUGAACUAUGUAUUCAUGUGUAAAAAUUGCUCGCCCACUGGUUUGGAAAAUUUCAAAAAGAAUCAGGCACCAUUUCCACAGAUGUGUGUAACAGCAAUAGCAAACUUAUUACAAAUGUGCCAAAAAGAAAAUGAACAGAAGACUCUUUUUCACAAGGACAAGGAUAUUAUACCGUUUAUCGAAUGUCAUUGGGAGAGCAUGACCACGAUGCCUCGUAGAGUCACUCAAUCCUGGCAUGCUACAAUACAAAGAGCACUGCUUAAAGAUGUUGGGGCAUUGUUCACAGUGGAUGAGAGUACGUCAGAAGGUCAGCUUUUCGGCUUGUCAAAUCUUGAACUCACAACAAUCAAACCUAAUUACGAAGCGAUGAUUAAGAAUGGUCACCUACGAGCGACAGAGAUGGGUCUGCAACAUGUCGUGCCACUUAGCGGAGGAUUACGAGGUCGCAAUGCGAAGCGGAAGCUUCCAGGAGAAACUGCGGGCACGGGUUCCGGGAAGAAAGGCAGAGGAUCGGAUAUGACCAUUCCCAAACUUCCCGCUCAUGGUUAUCCUCUCGAACAUCCGUACAACAAAGACGGUUACAGAUAUAUUUUGGCAGAGCCGGAUCCUCAUGCACCUUUCCGACAAGAGUUCGAUGAAAGUAGCGAUUGGGCCGGUAAACCUAUACCAGGAUGGCUAUAUCGCGCUCUUAGUCCGAGCACGGUUUUGCUUGCGUCGCACGAUCGUGCGCAGCAGCUUAAAGUAGCAGAGGACAGAUUGGCGGUCACAGGAGAGAAAGGAUAUUGCAUGAUCCGAGCUACGCACAAUGUAAGCAGGGGAACUUGGUAUUGGGAGGCGACAAUCGAGGAAAUGCCAGAGGGAUCUGCGACGAGACUUGGAUGGGGACAAGAGUACGCGAAUUUGCAAGCUCCCCUUGGAUAUGACAAAUUUGGCUAUUCAUGGAGAUCGAGAAAAGGUACACGGUUUCACGAAAGUCGAGGCAAACAUUACAGUAAUGGUUACGGCGAGGGCGAUACUUUGGGCUUUCUCAUAGUUCUUCCUGAUACUUAUGAUGCAUCGCACAUUCCGAAUACUUACAAAGACAGACCUUUGGUGAAAUUCAAGAGUCAUUUGUAUUACGAAGAGAAAGAUCAACUUCAGGAAGCUCUCAAAGCUUUACGACCUAUAGAAGGCAGCAAAAUAGUAUAUUACAAAAACGGAGUCAAUCAAGGUAACGCUUUUGUAGAAAUUAACAAAGGUGCUUAUUAUCCUGCAAUCUCUAUUUACAAAAGCGCAACGGUGUCCGUGAAUUUUGGACCGAAUUUUAAAUAUCCACCAACUGAUAGUACAUUCAGAGGAAUGCACGAAAAAGCGGAGGAGGCUAUAGCCGAGCAAUCGAUGGCGGAUAUGCUUUAUCUAACCGAGAACGAAGGCAAACUAAGAUUGGAUACAUUCGUAUUGUGACAUUAGUGCAACUUUUAUGUUUUGUAUCGUUUUUGUUGCAAAUUAUACAGCUCUUUUGCACUAAAUCUGUGUUUUAAAUCUUUAAC